GUUGGCGGUUGCGACGCCAUUUUGUUAGAAAGACGCGUCAGUUUUUAGUUAGGGUGUCACCAUGGUUAAACUCUUUGUUGGAAACCUGGCACAAGCCACAACAUCUGAUGACCUCAGGUCCCUUUUCUCUCAAUAUGGGAGAGUGACUGAAUGUGAUAUUGUCAAAAACUUUGGCUUUGUUCAUAUGGAGGAUAAGGAGAGUGCAGAGGAGGCCAUCCGCAAUUUGCACAAAUAUGAGCUGAAUGGCCAGCCCAUGAAUGUUGAGAUUGGCCUCAGCAAAGCCAAAGCAGCCACAAAGUUGCAUGUGGGCAACAUCAGCAGCAGCUGUACUAACCAAGAGCUACGAGACAAGUUUGAAGAAUAUGGACCUGUGGUAGAAUGUGAUAUUGUGAGACAUUAUGCUUUUGUGCACAUGGAAAAGCCAGAUGACGCCAUGGAGGCAAUCAAAGGACUUCACAACACAGUUUUUCAAGGAAAACUGAUGAGCGUGCAACUUUCAACCAGCCGUCUUCGAACCGCACCGGGAAUGGGAGAGAAGACGGGUUGUUACGUGUGCGGGAAAGAGGGCCACUGGUCAAAAGAGUGCCCUACGUCUAAAAAUGGCUCAUAUUCUGAAGGUCCCAUGCGCCCUGAGGGCAGUGGGUUUGGUGGUGUGAGGUAUAAUGCUGGUGGAGGCAGGGGUUUCGGCAGAGAUCUUUCUUGUGGCCCAGGCUUCAGUGGUGGUUCAAGCUACAACGGUGGUCCAGGGCUAGGCAUGGGCAUGGGCAUGGGCUUUGGUAGUGGCCCUGUUAUGAACAGGGGUAUGGGCUAUAACAGUCCCGUUGGAUAUGGACGAAGUUCACCCUAUGAUGGCAAUGGUAGUUUCAAUGUCAGCAAGGGGUUUAGUGUACAGAUGGGGUAUGGAAGCCCCAGCAUCAAAGGAUACACAGAGUCUCCUUCUGGAUUAGAAGAUCGAAACCAGUCAAAUGUAAUUGAUUUUUAUGAGAAGUAUAGGGCCCGUCCCUAUGGGAUUACCUCAUUUGAGGAAAGAAAAGCAAGUUCUCUCCCCUCUUCUGCCCAAUCCUCUUCUCUGAUGAGAGAACGCCUAUCAUCACCUGCCCUUGACCCAUUUGAUCGUCGACCUCUGCCAACACCAGCAGUACCACCAGCUUCGUGCUACACUCGAGAUCGCAGUCCUGUGCGCAGGGCUGCCCCCAUGGCUGAGGGUUAUGCGUACGAACGUUCUCGUCUGUCCCCAGCGUCCACCCUCAACAGAAGCACGCAGUUUGACAUGACGCGAUCAAGGGACCUCCACGCGGAUCGUCCACACUUCGGUUAUUAAACAAAAAUACCACAUUUACAUAAAGGUGAGAGCCAAAAAUAAACUUAAACUGUUGAAUGUACAUGGAGCCAGAAUUGUAGAAAUAACAUAACAAGCUUGAGUGGGCAUGGGUGGUGGUUGUUGAGGUGGGGAGAAUGUGGGUGGCAAAUUUUGAUUAAACGAGUAUAUUUGGAAGAUCAAAAUUUCCAAGUUGCACCUGUUUUUGCUGAAGAUAUAACACUACAUGCGCAUUAUAUUCGGGUACGGGUAAAGUUGAAUCAAUGCUUAAAACGGUUCAUAGUCUGACACACCGUUGGGUCCUGUAAACCGCUGAUACGUUUUGAUUUGCUCUCUUUUCAGGUUUAUAUAUACCGCGGGAAGAGAUCUUCGUGUCUCCUGGUGCACAUGGCGCAAAAACAUGCGGAUCGCGUUAUGUCUGUGAUGCUAACGGGAUGAACAGUAGCGCGGACUUAACUUGUGGGUUUUAAACCACCUAAUAGUCUCGAUUUUGUGCUCCCCCACCCCUCCUUUUUUAAUAUUUGACCAAUUUUUGUCUUGUGUAUUUAAAAUUUUAAAAGUCUGUAUAUACAGUCAAUUUUGUCGGAUAAUUACUGUUGGUGUUUUUUACUUUUACAUUGUUACAGAUAGGAUGAAAUACACAAAACCUACCAGGUUCCCACUUUGUUUGUUAGCCCAGUCCCUCCAUCCCUACCUCAGGCUGACAAGAUCCUCAUAAACCCCUAGGCUCUAGUGUUUAGUCUCUUGAAUAAGAGGACGUUUUUGCCCAUACUGGUGUUUACACACUUGAAAGAUAGCGGGCAAAGUGUUUUCAUCUACCAGCUUAGUGUGUGCUGGCAUCAACAUAUUUUUUCAUGUUGCUGAAAAUAACUUCAUCCCACGUAUGUUGUGUUUCACAACAGGGUAAUGAUGGAAGGUUUUUUUUUUUUUUUUUUUUUUUUUUUUUUUGGAUGAGAUUUGAGCUUUUUUAUUAUAAAUAUAUAACUCUUGUUGUUUUUAUUCCUUGGAAUUGAUUACAUUGCCUCGAAAGAGAAAAUUCAGACAGAUCUUGGUCUGUUUAUUUUUUUUUCUCCUCUUUCCCACCUAAAGUGUUCUUUAAAUUGAAAGUAAAGGAUGUGUUGUGCAGUGCACAGUAUUGGAGAGUAAUAUAAUAGUAUAACACUUGAUAACCUCCAAGUUUGACUACUAUUAAAAAGAAUAGCUUUGAAAAUUUUCUGUUCCUCUUUUAUGUACCUUUAUCCUUUUUAAAAAUAAAGUUGUUGUGGAAAAUACA
Molecule: messenger RNA, 2591 nt
Organism: Erpetoichthys calabaricus (reedfish)
Lineage: Eukaryota; Metazoa; Chordata; Cladistia; Polypteriformes; Polypteridae
Product: RNA-binding protein 4.1-like
Exons: 3
Coding region: 62-1321 (419 amino acids)
Cellular component (GO): cytosol
Molecular function (GO): mRNA binding; zinc ion binding
Source: RefSeq, a predicted model, not a curated record